ACGUUUCCCAUUCUCAACUUCCUGUUACUUUGGUAAGUCCCGUUGUUGUUGUUGCGAGUUGACGUUAGUGAAGUUAGCUGAUGAACUGGCACAAAAAAAUCGCGCCAUAAGAAAAGUGAUAUAAAACCGUGCGAAAACAAUGGCCGACAUAAAUAGACAACUUAAAGAAUACCUGGCACAGUCCAAAGGGAAUUCAAAGACGACAUCGCAGUCCAGCUCAAAUACCGUUGUCGACAUGGGUGAAGAAACAGGCUCAGUGAACGGGACCUGGUUUGGGAGCUGGUCGAGUCCAUUUUCGGGUCACAGCAACGGUGGCGGAACGGCCCAAGGUUCUAACACCGGCUUUUCCUGGCCCUGGUCCUCUGAACCUGACCCGUGUCUGCCGGGCAUGAGCCGUUCGCAGCGACUGGUCGCUUUUGGAGCAUGCAUUUUACUCUCCGCGCUCUGUUUCGGACUAUCUGCUCUCUACGCACCUCUGUUGCUCCUCAAAGCCCGGAAGUUUGCUCUUCUGUGGUCUCUUGGCUCGGUUUUCGCUCUCCUCGGCGCGGCUGUGUUGCGAGGACCCAGCAGAUUCAUAACGACUCCGACUCCGGGCGCUGCGGUGUAUCUGUGCUCCCUCGCAGGCACGCUAUACGCGGCGCUAAGCCUCCACAGCACGCUGCUUACAGCCCUUGGUGCAGCUGUUCAGGUCGCCGCAAUCGUUGGCUACGUCGUUGCUUUGCUCCCCGGCGGAAGCAAGGGUAUACGAUUCGUUGGCGGCUUGGCAGCAUCGGCUAUCAAGAGGACGGUUUCGGGGAAGACCAUGCCGAUUUGACACGGACCAUAGAUGACUAGCUUGAUUGCUAGCGGACUUGAUAUGAACUGGACGCGAAAGCACAGACAUUUGGGCGGUUGUGGAUUACAUUCACCUGGACGCAGAUGGAUAACUUGAAACACCGAGAUGUGACGCUUCGAGCAAGACAGGCUGGAUUUACACAGGACUGUCGAAUAAGGGUAUUCAUUACAAAAACUGUGACAAGGGGGGGGGGGGUCAUGCGACUACAAUACUUGGCGGAAGCCACAGAUAUGACGCUAUGGGUGACAUGUAAUUAAACACAUUUAAUUUAUAAAUUGACCGCAAAAUACAUUCGGCGUGAUUUUACUAACUACGACAUUCAAUAAAAUCCGAAAUAAUGCAGAAUGCCAUCAAAGACAAUUUUUGGUGAAAAAAGUAUCCAUAGUUGCAACAUUUUUUUUGGGUGGGGGUAAAAUCAAAGGCAUUUCAGUUUUUUUUAAAAAGCCGGAAUACAUUCAAGCACGUAAAGAAUCAAUAUUUGUACCGUGGUUACGAUCCAAACAUCAGUUACUUGUCUCCAGUCUCACCCCUCGGCCGCCAAGUGCGUCCCUUGAAGCCGUGGUCACGGCUGCAGUGUUAGCUUCAGCGGGGACUGGUCUGCGUGACUGUGCUUCAAACUGCUGCCCUGCAGACACCUUAAACCUGUCCAAUGUAACUGGAUAACUAAAUGGUGGAUAAUAAAAUGGUUAAAGCAA
This is a messenger RNA of Anguilla rostrata (American eel), 1530 nucleotides long. It is a transcript of the gene sft2d3, whose product is annotated as SFT2 domain containing 3. The coding region runs from base 140 to 814 and encodes 224 amino acids. Lineage: Eukaryota; Metazoa; Chordata; Actinopteri; Anguilliformes; Anguillidae. The transcript has 2 exons. Gene Ontology annotation, cellular component: membrane. Gene Ontology annotation, biological process: vesicle-mediated transport. The record is from RefSeq and is a predicted model, not a curated record.